This is a messenger RNA of Prunus dulcis (almond), 1630 nucleotides long. RefSeq names its product mitochondrial carnitine/acylcarnitine carrier-like protein. The coding region runs from base 543 to 1436 and encodes 297 amino acids. The transcript has 5 exons. Gene Ontology annotation, molecular function: L-ornithine transmembrane transporter activity. The record is from RefSeq and is a predicted model, not a curated record. Gene Ontology annotation, biological process: mitochondrial L-ornithine transmembrane transport. NCBI's taxonomy places the organism in Eukaryota, Viridiplantae, Streptophyta, Magnoliopsida, Rosales, Rosaceae.
CAUUGCAUAUAUGAUACAUAUAUAAAAUUUUUAGCUUCAUCUCAUUUUUGCGAAACCAAUUGGAGAGCACAGAGAGAUUGAGAGAGAGUGGCUGUGAUUCGCUUCAUCUCACCACUAUUGUGUCCUCAUCUGAAUCCACUCUCUCUCUCUCUCUCUCUCUCUCUUCUCUCAACCACACCUAUCUCUCCAUCCCGUCCUCUUCACACUCCAACACUCAAAGGGUUGGUGGAUGGUGUGUGUGUUUUUGUCCCAUAUAAGCAAUCUCGUGUGGUUCUGAAUCCCCAAAGAUUCGAUUCCCUUUUGCUUGUUCACAGAUUCAAUUUCUCAUUUCUUCCCCUCAAAACCAUCACAUACAAGCAACACUCACCAAACUCAUUUUUUCAAUUUCUGGACCAUUUGGGGGUCUUAAUUACUUGAGAGGUUUUGCUUUGCUUUUGGGUGCCACCCAGUAUUUGUCAAGCAAGGACACAAAUAUCAGCCGAUACACCGAUAUAUUGGCCGAUAUAUCGUGAUUUUCAAGUGUCAACACCGAUACUGGGGAGAUGGGGGAAGUAGUCAAGGACUUGACCGCUGGGACUGUUGGAGGGGCAGCACAGUUAGUAUGUGGGCACCCAUUUGAUACAAUAAAGGUUAAACUCCAAAGCCAGCCUAAUCCACUCCCUGGACAACCUCCCAAGUUCUCAGGUGCUAUUGAUGCUGUCAAGCAGACAUUAGCUGCUGAAGGCGCAGGGGGUCUCUACAAAGGUAUGGGAGCUCCACUUGCCACUGUUGCAGCCUUCAAUGCUGUCCUCUUCGCGGUAAGAGGCCAAAUGGAGACGUUGUUGAGGUCUCAACCUGGUGCCCCACUUACAGUGGGCCAGCAGGUCAUUUGUGGGGCUGGGGCUGGAGUAGCUGUGUCCUUUCUAGCAUGCCCCACUGAGUUGAUCAAGUGCAGGUUGCAAGCCCAGAGUGCAAUGGGUGAUAGUGGCUCAGUGGGUGCCACAGUGAAGUACGGAGGACCAUUGGAUGUGGCCAAGCAGGUACUUAGAUCAGAAGGGGGUACGAGGGGUCUCUUCAAGGGCUUGGUUCCGACUAUGGCACGCGAAAUACCUGGAAAUGCUGCACUGUUUGGUGCCUAUGAAGCACUUAAGCAGUUCUUUGCUGGAGGCCAGGACACUUCUGGCUUGGGAAGAGGCUCUUUAAUUGUGGCUGGAGGCUUGGCUGGAGCAGCUUUCUGGGCCUCUGUCUACCCUACUGAUGUUGUCAAGAGUGUAAUUCAGGUAGAUGAUUACAAAAAUCCAAAGUUUUCGGGCUCAAUUGAUGCGUUUAGAAAGAUCCUGGCCUCAGAGGGAGUCAAAGGCCUCUACAGGGGCUUUGGACCAGCUAUGGCUAGAAGUGUUCCAGCCAAUGCAGCGUGCUUCUUGGCAUACGAGGUUACAAGGUCGAGUUUGGGAUGAUAAUUUGGCACUUUUUGGUGGUUUUGAACUUAAUGAUUUCAGUCAUCUUCAUUUCCUGAUGCAGAAGCCAUUUUUCUAUACAUUGAACUUGUGGUUCGGUACUAGGAUCCUCCACACUUUGUAAUAACAGCUCUGUUGCCGGAGGAAACAUUCUUUUACCAAUCAUAUUGCGUUCACUGAUUUUUUGCGCGUCA